AUGGUCACAGCGAUUGCAAGGGACGGAUCCGAGCCUCCUUCUCCUAAGCGUCUGAAACAGGAGGAACCAUCAAGCAAUGAAACUGAGUCAAAGAACACAACGGAAGCGAUAAGUUCAGAGAGUCCCGAGCCAGAGGAUGAAGAUCUUGAGCGGUUUGACGAAGAAUGGCGAAAGAGCGGGGAUUUUGAUGUCGACUUCUCGAAACUCCGUUUCACAUUCGGUGCCGGAGCUGUGGAUCUGGAUGACAAUGACCUGGUUCCUGAGCACGACACCAACAGAAACUUGCUCACCAGGUUGACGGAGAAGUCUAUCUCUUACUACAAAGAAAACACGGGUAUAAGCCUCGAAUUGGUCAAUGUUUUGAGAGCAAAUUUCCACCCAUCAGCUGCAAUCACGCUCUACAUCACAUUCGAAGCCCUUGAUUCGUCAGAUGGUAAUCAGACAAAGCCUUUCCAUGCAGUGGUUCGGUACUUGCCUAGAGAUAUUAGAGUGAUCUCUUGCAGGCCUAAACCAUCUUGUUGA
Microthlaspi erraticum is the source of this 522-nucleotide messenger RNA. Lineage: Eukaryota; Viridiplantae; Streptophyta; Magnoliopsida; Brassicales; Brassicaceae. The record is from the annotation of a GenBank genome assembly.